Prorocentrum cordatum is the source of this 1073-nucleotide messenger RNA. NCBI's taxonomy places the organism in Eukaryota, Dinophyceae, Prorocentrales, Prorocentraceae. The record is from the annotation of a GenBank genome assembly.
GCGGCCAGGGGCUCGCGGGCGGCGGCUGUGCCGGUGGCGGCGGUGCGGCCCCAUGUGGCACCCCGGUAGCGCUCGCUCCUCUCGGCGGCAGUGUCGCAGCGCAGUCUGGCGGGCUUGGCUUUGAUGCUGGCCCUGUUGCUGACCGGCUCUUCUCGAUGCUGGAGGGCAUCAGCUCGAAUACGGUGGCCCGCGGCGACUUCCAGGGCUACAUUGCCACCGCGGACGCGCGAGCCGCCCAGCUCACCAAGCGCCUUGACGACCUCGAGCUCAAGAUGAACUCCUUCGAGCAGGCGGAGAACGCGGCGCUGAUGGCUGCGCUCGACGGGCGGGUUGCCGCGCUCCGCUCGGAGCUGCUGGAGUGCGCCCCAGUCUCACGAGACCCGUGCGGAUCCGAAGAGGACGUCCGUCCGCCGCAGUUCACGGCGCUGGAGGCGCAGGUCAGGGACUUGUCGGCGGCGGUGCAGGCCAUGCAGCAGCCGCCGACGCAGCCGCCCCUGCUUGCUGGCGAGGCGGCCGAAGCCGACGAGUCCAAGCUGUGGAUCGGCGGAUUCCCGCGGCGCAUGCUGGAGCGCGUCCUGACCGCGCACGGCAAGGCCCUCCUGGCCGCCCUCCCGCAGCACAUCGCUGCCAAGGCCUACCCGAUCGCGAAAAACCGGAACCGGGCCUGCGCCCUGCAGUUCGACUCCAUCGAGCAAGCCAGGGGCGCGCUCGACCAGUUCAAGAUGCGCGGGAUCACGUGGACUGCCCCUCGCAGCCAGCACGUCCUGCCGCUACGUGCGAGGAUGGAUGCCUCCACGGCGGUGCGUGCCAAGCAGCUGCUGCUGGGUAGGCUCUGGCAGCAGGUGCACGCCUACAUGGAGCAGCAGAGCACCUGGAAGGAGGACUACAUCAUGGGCUCCAACGGCCCCAAGGGCAUGCUCUUCAUCACCCGGGACGACGACGUCGAGAUCCUCGCCACGGUGAUCGAGGACACUGGAGGCGCCAAGCAUCUGGACAUGGACUUCGAGAACCUCGCCAAGUUCGGCAUCUCCCGCGACAAGGCGCGGGAGUUCGCUCGAAUGGCGGAGCCCUGA